Ziziphus jujuba (common jujube) is the source of this 903-nucleotide messenger RNA. RefSeq lists its product as uncharacterized. Gene Ontology annotation, molecular function: protein binding; mRNA binding. The transcript is spliced from 5 exons. Lineage: Eukaryota; Viridiplantae; Streptophyta; Magnoliopsida; Rosales; Rhamnaceae. Bases 77 to 733 code for a protein of 218 amino acids. The record is from RefSeq and is a predicted model, not a curated record.
CCAGCAUCCAUACAACAAUAUAAGCUACCAAUUUUAGGGGCAAUGAAAGAGAGACCAUUGAGUUCUAUGUAUACAAAUGGAAUUGACAACAAAGUCUCUUUCUCAUGCCAACCUUCCCAAAUCUCCAACAAGCUUCCCUUCUUCUGCUUCUCCUUCUUCUUCAUUCUUUCAUUCUAAUUCAGUCUCCUUUCGGUUCUCCAAGUCCAUUCUAACACAGCUUCAAGCUGUAAAGAUCAAAGGAAGUCAACAGAAGAAGAAGAAUGUUGGAGUUGUUUAUGCUUCUUCUGAGGCUGAAAUUCCACCUAAAGAGGUUGAUGUUGCACAAAGAUGGCUUCUUGAGCCUGUUGGUGAUGGAGAUACAAGGCACAUAGGUUAUAAGGUUGAAAGACCAGGUGCAUAUGAGAUUGCUUCUGAUGAGGUGACUGUUGGCCGUCUUCCUGAUAAAGCUGAUCUGGUGAUUCCGGUUGCUACAGUAUCGGCUAGACAUGCGCGAAUUAAGAAAAGAGAAGAUAAUCUUCUGGUCACAGACUUGGACAGUACCAAUGGAACAUUCAUUAAUGAGAAGAGGCUAAGAGCUGGAGUUGUUUCCGCAGCACCACCAGGAAGUCUUAUUACAUUUGGAGAUAUUCAUCUGGCUGUCUUUCGUGUCUCAAAACUAGAGAAUGUGGAAACUUCAAGCAAUCCUGAAGCAUCAGAAACUGAGCCUGAUAAUGUCAAAGAAACAUCAAACUGAGAUUUAUUGUUAGUGUUUUGUAAUUAUUAAUUUAUCAUAUAUAUUUCUCUUGUCUGGAAAAUAUUUCAUUCCUAUAGCUGUAUUUUUCUUAUUUGUGUCCAAAUUUUGACAAUUUGAAUUUUCGCCAAAUAAACUGAAUAGAGAGAUGUGCAAAAUUAUGAUUUUCCAAA